UGUCUACAUGAGUGAGUGAGUGAGUGUAUGAGUGUGUGUUGGUCUCCUUCGGAUUCGACGCACCCUCUUCGACAAACAAGGCAUCGAUCGUUCUCACUCAGAUACCGCUUCUUCUUCUUCGUCUUUCCUCUGUUGUUGCUGUUGUUUUUUUUGUCGUUGUUUCGGUACAUGCUCCACCCCGGCUCAUCCCUUUCGUUGGUGGGUUUCUGCUUGCACAGUUCAGUCCAUGAGCAAAAGCACCUGAUUAGGGUUUCAGAUUGGGGUCUGUUUCACAGCUGAUACCUCGCCUUCGAAGACCCGAAGCAACAGAUCCAACAUUGAGGAACUACUCUUGAAUGUAGUGUAUCUCUGGUUGCUUUCAGCAUUUGCUUCAUCGUGUUUUGGGUUUUGAAAGAAGCCGGGACCAAUGGCGCGUUACGACAGAGCAAUCACGGUCUUCUCUCCUGAUGGGCAUCUCUUCCAAGUGGAGUAUGCAUUGGAAGCAGUCCGGAAGGGGAACGCAGCAGUUGGGGUGCGGGGCACGGAUACUAUAGUUCUGGGCGUGGAGAAGAAAUCCACUGCCAAGUUGCAAGAUGCUCGUACCGUUCGCAAGAUUUUGAAGCUUGACGAGCAUGUGUCGCUUGCCUUCGCUGGAUUGACUGCUGACGCACGUGUGCUUGUCAAUCGUGCUCGAAUUGAGUGUCAAAGUCAUCGUCUUACAGUAGAAGAUCCUGUGACUGUGGAAUACAUCACUCGCUUUAUUGCGGGUUUGCAGCAAAAGUAUACUCAGAGUGGUGGAGUGCGCCCUUUCGGUAUUUCCACACUGAUCGUAGGAUUCGAUCCUUACACAGGCGUUCCUUCCCUUUACCAAACCGAUCCCUCAGGAACCUUCUCAGCUUGGAAAGCUAAUGCUACAGGUCGUAAUUCAAAUUCGGUCCGUGAAUUUCUGGAGAAGAAUUAUACUGAGACAUCAGGUGCUGAAACUGUCAAACUAGCUGUACGAGCACUUCUCGAGGUAGUAGAGAGUGGUGGCAAAAACAUCGAAAUUGCAGUAAUGACCAAGAACGAGGGUUUGCGGUUGCUAGAUGAGGCAGAGGUUGAAGAGAUUGUUUCUGGCAUAGAAGCUGAAAAGGCUGCUGCCGAAGCAGCAAAGAAGGGUCCUCCUCGUGAUCAGUAGGUGCCAGUUAUGGGUCAACGCGAUAGGGUAAUCCCUUUUGGUGGCAAACAUGUUCAAAUUAUCCGUUUUCAACUACUGUUGCAGAUGUCUAUCCAUGUGAACUUGUAAAGCAUGUUGUCAUACCCCGAUUCAGUAAGUUGAAUACUGGCACGAUUUUUGUAGCAUGCAAAUUCCUACACAUGGUAUAAUGAGUCUGAUCCUAUCCAUUCCAAACUUA
This is a messenger RNA of Physcomitrium patens, 1373 nucleotides long. Lineage: Eukaryota; Viridiplantae; Streptophyta; Bryopsida; Funariales; Funariaceae. The record is from RefSeq and is a predicted model, not a curated record.